Molecule: messenger RNA, 12660 nt
Organism: Gallus gallus (chicken)
Lineage: Eukaryota; Metazoa; Chordata; Aves; Galliformes; Phasianidae
Gene: RAPGEF1
Product: Rap guanine nucleotide exchange factor 1
Exons: 27
Coding region: 6469-10383 (1304 amino acids)
Biological process (GO): positive regulation of GTPase activity; Ras protein signal transduction
Cellular component (GO): plasma membrane
Molecular function (GO): guanyl-nucleotide exchange factor activity
Source: RefSeq, a predicted model, not a curated record
GCAAUCAGAAGUCAAAAAUAAAAUGACUAUAAUUAGUAAUGACCAAAGCAACUGGAAAUGGUGUCAGUCAGAGCCGAGCCAGCUUUCUUUUUAUCUGUCACCUAAUGAAUGAGGGCUGAGGUUAUUCUCCAAGGAUGAGAGGGCUGAAUUUUUUUCCCAUUCAAAUCUGGUGCUGUGGGACAAAUGCAAACUCAGGGCUCAUUUACUACCUUGUUUUUCAGCUAUGGAACCUGCAGGCAGGUUGUGAGCAAUUACGCUUUUCCCCAAAGCAUCUAAAAUAACACGGCUCUGCUCGCUGUCCUGGAGAGCGCCGCUGACGCCAUCCUGUCACCUUGGAGAUGGAUAAACAGCUCCAGCAACACUGGGUUAUAAUCUUUCAGGUCUGAGCUUCUAAGCUGACAGCCGUACAAUUGAGACAUGAGUCUAGCAAAGAUUUUUGAUCGUGGAAAGAGUCUAAAUGUAAGAUGAGAGGAGAAGAGAGGAGAGGAGGGGGAGAAAGAGCUUAAGCCAGGCUCAGUGACCAGGCUUUUUGCUUGGCUGCAACAGCAGUGAAUGAAAUGAUUUAGCUGUGGCUCACACUCCUUGCAGCAUGGGGUGACUCAGGUAGUGCGCAGGCAUACUUGGGCCUGCAGGGCUUUAUUUUUAGAUGUCUGAAUCACUGUCAUGCCUAUAGCCUCAUAGAGCCGUUAGACGAGUGGGGAUGCCCACAGACCCCAUAUUAAGUCAUGUUUGGUGAGCACAGAUUCCCUCGCAGCCUUUGUGACUCCUGUGCUCUGAGCUGCUUGCUGAAGUGAUGCAGAAUCUGUGCCCUGUCUCUGGAUUUGUUUUUUCAGUUCAAAAUGAAAUGUUUAGCUAGCAGCCUCAGUGGUUUUUAUGUAUGGAGCUGGGCGAGCAUGGAGCACAGCAGUGCUGUUGAUGUUGGAGACUGCUUGACUGUUGUGUUGUUUUAGUGCUGUUGGCACAGGGGAGCUACGAGUCGUGUUACCAGUGUCGUAAUCCCAUUAGUUCUCUCGGGCUUGCAGGGCUGUGCAAAAUCAGUACUUAAAUAGGAAAUUACCAGAGACUCACCAGAUGCUGCACAAAGGUUUGCUCGUGAUUCGGUAAAUGGCAGCAUUUCUGCUUGUGGGUUGAUAGGGAACCGAAGUGCUGGAGUGGCUCCUUCAGAUAAAGCAGAGCAGAAGUCCCAAUUGCUGCUUAUCAAUAAAUUACGCUGUAUUUUUCAAAAGAAGCCUCAAAGCUAGCUGGGAAAAACCGAACUUGGGUAGCCAAGUUCUGCUCCUCUGAGUUCCCUCCUGGUCUCAUGAACUGUAGCUUUGUCCCUUUGUUUUUCCACCUGUAAAUCUGUUGGGUAACGUUGCAGAAACAUUUUCAGCAGCUAAAGGGAUUCCAAGUUAGUUUGUCUGCAUGCAAAGUGAUUCCUCUGUUCUGAAUUAUUUGAGGCUAAGAGGGGGCCAGGAGGUCACCCCACUAUCCGCUCUGCCCGUGCUGGUUUAUGCAGUGCAUCUUUCCUUCCUCACAACCCAAAGAUCUGCUUCCAAACACGAAGCUGGAAGAAAGAAGAGCUGUACUACUAAUGCACCAUCAAAUUAAUGUUGUUGACUUAUCCAACCCUAUUUGCUGCUGUUGGGAAAUGUGGCUGUAUUGAUAAGCUGCCCCGUGUGCUUCCCAGUUCCCUUGCAGACACUGUGAGCUCUUUCCACAUGAGGUUGCUGCAGCUGGAGAUGUCUCAUUCACGGCUGCUUAGGAAAAAAAAAAAGAAACCCUAAAUAAAAAUGUGCUCUCUGACAAAUAAAAAUGUUUUGCUUCCUCUGGAGGCCCCAGAGGGCGGCAUAAAAAAUAAUGAAGCCUGUGAGUCACUGAGCAGAGCUUGGCCAGCUGAGAGCGAACUGAGCCUCCCUUCUCCAUAGAAGUUUGUGUGCUGUCAUUGCACAUCAUUAAUGCUCGCUGCUUUAUGCUCAUUCACUGUAAUGUUGCCAAAAUAGAAAAAGGGCAGUCGGUCUUUCCGCUUGCAAACGCUGGCUGCUUCCAAGGUGACGUGAUGUUAAAGGAAAAGUUUCCUCAGCGCUCAGGAGCCAUUGUUUGAUCCUCAGCUGCCCCUCCUCUGCUGCUUUCCUCCAAAAUCUGGCAGCUCUCCUGGCAAGCAUUCCCUGGAGGGGGCCGUGGUGCUCAGAGCCAGCCCCACCUAAGGUACAAAGGUUAGGGUGGGCGAGCUUCCUGGUCGACAUGGGACCCUCCCUUUUCUUUCUUUCUGAAUCCCCUGCCCAGUUUUUGUUUUGUUUCUGGAUGAAUUCUCAUCGUUUCAGUCCCUGUGGGUGAUGACAAGGUUGAGGAAAGCAGAUUUGCUCAGGUUGAAGUGGUAGGUCUGAGGCUUCUGCAGCAUGCCCAUAAAACACUCAGGAGUCUGAGGGGAAUAUCCUCUUUGUCUUCUCUGUGUUCAGGACAGCAGCUCAUCCCUUGGAGAGCAUGCGGCAUCAUGUGGGCGCUACAUAUCAGCAUCUUUAGAUGCUAAACCAUCUCUAGGGCUUUUGGAGAAAGAGGGCGUGCAAUGCAGCAGAAAGCCAUGUCAAGGAGAGCUGAGCUGGGCAUGGCAGGCGUGAAAACUGGGGACAUAGAUGGAGUUCUCCUCCUUUUCUGUUCCUUUAAUCCUCCGUGGAUCUCCAGUAAUACUCAUGUAGUAUCUUGACAGAUCUGUGCCUUGCAGAAUGUUUUGUGAUUGUCAUCAGACGCCCUCCUGAACCCAUCUGCCCGUCCUGAUGUAACUGUCCUCUCAUUUUUCUGACAGCAGAACUGGGUCCGGAGGACCAAGAGCAGCAGCCCCAUCGCUGUUGCUUCCUUUGGUAGUGCAUUGCAGCACCCAAUGGGCAGGCUCAGCAGAAAGGUCCUUUUGAACUAUAUCUCAUUAUUUUCCCCUUUUGCUUCUGAACCCUUAAAGUCCCUGUCAGCGAGGGUUUAGUUGAAGCCUUGCAACUUGCCUUUUGUCUUCCACAAAUGAUCGAGCUAUGCCCCGGGGAACAAAUGCCAUUUUAAUGGGCAUUGUUGUGUAAUUCAUUACAUAAGUCACCUCUGUGUUCAAAGGACUCGUGGCACAAAUGGCAGGAGCGGCUGAUUAAAAAUGUGCACCAUAGCUUCGUUAUGACAUGGGGAGAGAUGUCUGUUAUUUCUAAUCCGGUAGCUUUUAAAUGUGUGCAUCCAGCAGAGACCCAAACGGCCAUUAAAAGGGGCUGUGGGAUGAGAUUUUAGACUCCUUCCUUCUUUGUAACAAGCCUUGAGAAUCAGUUCAAGCUGCAAAAUGAACUUUAACCCCCCCUUUUUUAAGGCUUUCUCUCUCUGAAGCUGCAGGGCUGCUGUGUGUGAACACGUGCAGAAUGGGAGAGGACGGAGGGUUUCGUUUUUCAGGUGUGGGAUAGAGCAGAUACUGCAUGCUGAAGCUUAAGAAAAAAAAAAGGUAUAUUUUCAUUUAUGAUGGAUGUGAUGCAAACACUGGCCAAGCUGAACAGUCCGGUAGUGCAUUGCUGUGGCUGGAGCCUGCCUGUCAUCGAGCAGCACACAAACAUCUCCACAAGCCCGGAAGCAGACAUGGGGGUUUCUUUCUCUCUCUGAAGGUUCCCUCGGCUGCGGGUGGGUGAUGGCCUGCUCUGUGCUCUGAGCUCUGCACAGUGGUGAGCUUUCACUUUGACUUCAGAGUGAAGAGUAUGCUGCCAGGCUGGGCUGCUGGAAUUCACCAGCGUGUGUAUUUUGAGUUUAGUUUCUCGUGGUUUUUUGAACCUGAGUGGAAAACAACCAUCUCUCUAUGCUAGCGGUGCUGCAGGCACAAGGCUUUGACUUGCUGGCUUUCCCCUAAGCAGUCCAGUUUCUUCACACACAGGCACACAAACAGGUUAUCAGCCUUUCUUUGUGCCUCUUAUUCCUGUCUGGUUUGCAAUCCACAGUCCUUUCCUCAUCGCACCCAGCUUUACAGCACGCUGCAAGCAGCAGGGCCGUGUUGUGGGGCUGGGCUGUGGGCCUGCCCUGUGUGAGUGCAGCUGUGGCCAGCAGCAGGGCCAUCAGAGCACACCCUGAAGGAGGUUCCUGAGGUCGGUGUGUGGUCAGAGCCCAGGCACGUGCCGACCUGGGAGAGAUGGGCUUCAGAGCCGUGCGAGGCCGUGACUCAACAGCUGGAGCGUGUUCAAACACAACAGCGCAGGAGCCUUCUUAAUAGGGGAAUGGAAGUAGCCGUGAAGCGGGUGAUGUAUGGAAGCUUCCAGUCAGGAAUCAAGAAACUCAAAUCCAUAGUAAAGUAAUUUUGAAGGGAUUCUUUCUUUUUCCGGUGGUGUGCAGCAGCAAGGCAUCCAGGUGGAUGAAAUAGGAGGGGAUGGGAAGUCAGCAGUUCCUUUGAGGCAGAAGUGCUUUGAUACAACAGUGUCUUUUUUUCCCCAUUCCAGCUGAAAUCACUACGUCCAGCUUCUUACCCUGCCUUUUCCCAUUCAUCUUAUUAAUAUUUGGACUCUGUAGGAGUGUAUAUACUGCGUACCCCACUUCUGCCCUCAGGGAGAAGGAGGAGCUCGGGAGGCUGGUGCUGCUAUUCAGUGAAACACUGCCAAUUCCUCAUCAAUAGGAGGAGGGAGUAAUUGGAUAGAACAGUCUCCAAUGGGCAGAUUCCCAAGCUCAGGAACAGCCUCAAUGCUGCAUUAAGGAGUCUGGUUACUGCAGACAGGCAGGAAGGUGCGGAGGGACAGGAUAAGUGUUUGGAGCUCUGUCGUGGCUCUGUUUUCUCUGUGUACGUUAUCAAAUGAUUUGAUGAGUGAAGGCAUGCUGUGCCAUUUGAACUUUUAACUGGGCAGACAUAGCAUGCUAUGUACUUGAAUGGGAUACUGGAUGAAGAAAGUGAGCCUUUAAAAGCAGAGGUAACAGACCUAGGCAGCCUUACACAGCUGUGCUUUUUGUAGGCAGCUUUUAGCCCUCCUCUGUAAAAGCUUUGAUCUAAAAUGCCUUCCUAUUUCAGUGCAACUUCUUUGAGACCACUUCAUCCAAAUUCAUUACUAUGCAAACUGUGUUUAUAAUGCUUGCGUGGUAACCCUAAAGCCCAUCAUGCUGAAUGUCUGUUGGCAUUCAGUGAAUAUCAUAGAAUCCUUAGAGUUGGAAGGGACCUUUAAAGGUCAUCCAGUCCAAUAUAAUCCCAGCAGCUCCACAGCUUGACUCAUGAAUGUCGGGAGGGGGACCAGGGUUUGCACUGUGAUGUUUAUGUUUGGAAACAGAGAGAUUGUGCACCUGAAUCACUGACUGGCUGUAUGCUCUGUUCAGACAAGUUGCUUCACCUUCACAGAUGUGCCAAACAAAGUUAAGACCCAACUGUUCAAGGAUGAUGCGCUUGCAACACGCUUGGAAAAAGAUGAGAGCUAUUUUAAGUGCCAAGUGCAACUGAGUCUAAGAGAAUGAGUUUGUGACUCAUUUGGUUAACUGCAGAUGCAUCAGAAACUUAGAAGCAGAUCUGGAAAAUGCUUAUUGUAGUUGUAAGGACAGUAGUAAAAAGCUGCACGAAUGUGUGGUUGUCAGAGCAGGUCUUAAUGGGGUUGCUCAAACAAUAACCUUUAUUUCUGCAUCUGGCAGCUGUUUUACUUCAUUAGUACUAUUUUAAGGAGUUCCCAUUCUGCUUCCACUUGUUCCUGUCCUGGCUCUUCAGGUCUCUGUCCCCUCAGAGUGCUGCCGUGCAAGUGAUUCAGCAUUUGAUGUGACAAGGGGAAGAAGGUGGAGGGCAGUGGGUGGGCUGGUGGCAAUAGUGAAGGGGAUCUGCUGUGGGCAGAAGAGCUUUCCCCAUGGACAAGGCAUCUUUGUGAAGCUGCUGGCUGUGCACCCACUGCUGAGCAGAGUUGGGUAGAGAUGGCUGAUGGGAAGAGGAAAUGGAAAUUGCAGUCUGCUGAAAUCUUCCUGCUUGCUUGCCUCUACAAGGCUAAAUUAUCGCUGUAAACAAGCAAGGAGCAAGGGUUCUUUCCCCCUCAGACAAGCAGUUUGGAUCUUGCUGCUGCACAUGGAGGAGCCAGACAUAAUUUGUUGCUGCUACCAUUAUUUCCCUGUAGGUUAAUUAUUGUGACUGUUUGCCAGUCCUUUCCAAAAUGAAGUCUGAGCCAUGACUUCUGUCAGCCUGCAUAUCUGCACGUGUAUGGAAGUUCUCCCAUGAUGUACCAAACAAGUGCUUCUCUGUGGUGUACGAGGGCAGCCAGGCGCUGUUUCCAGUGGUGACCUUCAACACUGUGGAGCCGGAGAGGUUUUAAAGGUUUGGAGAUCCCCCUGUGGAUGUAAAGCAAUGACGUAAAUGGUUGCUAAGUUGGGGUGCCAGCUGCUGCCAGUGAUUCCUCAGAGUCCAACUGAUACCUCUGGGUCUAUCUGCAGUGACCAGUGUUGGUAGUGCCUCCCUCCCCAGUGUGCUGAACAGGACUCUAUACUGCAAAGAGAACUUGGAAUUCCGAGCGCUCCCAUCUCUCCUCGUUCACUAUGAAGCUGAAGGGCAAGUUUCAUUCACCAAAAAUAAAGAGAACUCCUUCCAAGAAGGGAAAGCAAGCUGACCUGACAGUGAAAACACCAGAGAAGUCAGCGAACAAAAACUUAUCAUGGCUAGAGGAGAAGGAGAAGGAGGUCGUCAGUGCUCUGCGCUACUUCAAGACGAUUGUGGACAAAAUGGCAAUUGAUAAGAAAGUAUUAGAGAUGCUGCCAGGCUCAGCAAGUAAAGUGCUGGAAGCCAUCCUGCCCCUGGUGCAAAGUGACCCACGCAUCCAACAAAGUUCUGCCAUCUCUUCCUGCUACAGCCGUGUGUACCAGAGCCUGGCCAAUCUCAUUCGCUGGUCUGAUCAAGUGAUGCUGGAAGGUGUGAAUUCUGAAGACAAAGAGAUGGUGACAACUGUUAAAGACGUCAUAAAAGCUGUUCUGGAUGGAGUUAAGGAGCUGGUCAAACUCACGAUUGAAAAGCAGGAGCAUCCCUCUCCCACAAGCCCUGUUAAACCCAGUUUACCAGCAUGUAAAUCUGAUAGCCCAUCAGAACUUCCCCUUACAGACCGAGAAAUGGAGAUCCUAAACAAAACAACUAAUAUGACUCAAUCAAACGAGCUACUGACAGACUCCAUGGACGAAGAGGUUGCACCUCCUAAACCCCCCCUGCCUUGCAUUCGUGUGGCAGAAAACAGCCCUCCUCCAGCCUUGCCCCCUAAAAAACGGCAGUCGGCGCCUUCCCCAACCAGAGUGGCAGUUGUGGCCCCCAUGAGUCGAGCCACCAGUGGGUCUAGUUUGCCUGUUGGAAUCAACAGACAGGAUUUUGAUGUUGACUGCUAUGCCCAGAGAAGGCUGUCAGGUGGCAGCCACUCCUACGGGGGAGAAUCUCCUCGCCUCUCACCGUGCAGCAGCAUUGGCAAACUCAGCAAGUCCGAUGAGCAGCUCUCUUCUCUGGACCGUGACAGUGGUCAGUGCUCCCGCAACACAAGCUGUGAAACAUUAGAUCAAUCAGAUCACUAUGACCCGGACUAUGAAUUCCUGCAGCAGGACCUCUCAAAUGCUGAUCAGAUACCUCAACAGGUGCCAACUACCCUCAGCCCCUUGCCAGAGUCCCUGGGUGAGUCUGGCUCCCCUUUCCACGGACAUGCUUUCCAGCUCCCACAGGGCAGCUCUUCUCCACUGGAAUUCUGCAGCCUCUCGGGAGCUGUGCAGCCAACAGAGACCCCUCCAGCUUUACCAGAAAAGAAGAGGAGAAGCGCAGCCUCUCAAACUUCAGACUCAAGCUGCAGGGUCUCAUACGAGAGACACCCUUCACAAUAUGAUAACAUCUCAGAGGACGAUAUGCAGAACGCAGGGUCUCUCUCAUCAGUACCCUGCACGCCAUUUGCUCCUAUUUUGCCCUUCCAACAAGGAAACUCUUCAGCACAAGUUGAAUUCAUUGCUGAUUUUGCUGCUCCAGAUUCUAACAGUGACCCAGAGAAGCCACCACCUCUGCCAGAGAAGAAAAACAAACACAUGAUGGCGUACAUGCAGUUUGUAGAGGACUACUCGGAGCCACAGCCAUCUAUGUUCUACCAGACCCCUCAGAACGAGCACAUCUACCAGCAGAAGAACAAGCACCUCAUGGAGGUCUACGGCUUCAACGACUCGUUUAUCAGCUUAGACCCUUCUCAAGAUCUGGCCCCCCCUCCUGCUCUCCCACCGAAGCAGCGACAGCUGCAGGCCUCCUAUGCUGCCUCUUCUUUCCCUUCUGUCUCCUACUGUGUCCAGCAAACUAAAGUGCCCUUCACCCCCGAGGACACCGGUGCCGCUCAGGGCCUCACUAUGUCAGUCUCUAACUCCUUUCUCAACCGGCACAGCUCCUUUCCUGUGCAUUCGGGCUGGAGCAAACGGCAUCUUAAAUUGGGAUCCAGUGGAAAAUCCCAGCAAAGCAGUAAGCCCUCAGAGUGCUUUUCCCUGCCGAGAUGCUUCCAGCACGCUCAGAGCUGUGGUUUCUGUAUGCCUUCGCAUCCCUUCAGCCAGCCUGGUGCUGUCCAGGUGUGCUCUGUUGCUCACAGCUGCAGCACCAGGCGUCCCUCCGUGCUGACCGCCCCGCUGCCACCAUCCUGCCCUGAGCGAGGGCUGCUGUUUGUGGAAGGCCUCACCUCACCACCAAACCUGCCCGCCCAGUACAAGUCUGUGUUUAGGUCCUACUCGCAGGACUUUGUGCCUCACAACCAGGUCUCCGUACCUCCUUUCCUGUCUUCUACCUCCUCCUCCUGCUCCACCGCGCCCUUUCCGCCCGUCCACCCGUCUCCGAGCUCUGACCUCGCAGUGCCAGCCACGGCCAGCCCGUCUCCCAGCACUGGGGAUGUGCCAAACUCCUCUUCGCAGGAGAGCAGCUUUAACGGGAGUGCUCCUGUCUGCCUUCCUUCUGAAACCUCUCUCACUGAUUCUCUGCAGACGCCUUCGAGUGAAAACGCCAGUGAGGAGGCUGGUGAGGGUGAAUACGUCAAUCUGUAUUCCUCUGGCCAGAGCAACGGGGAACUCCCUCAUUCUGGAGGAGAAUCUCCCUCUGUCAAAGACGGCCAUUCCAAAGACUCCACUUCAAACAGCAGUGCCAUGGGGAAGGAAGGCAAAGAUGGUGCUGAGAGGCAGCAGCAGUCACCAGAUGCUUUGGAAUCGUCACAGUUGGAGGAAGAAGUGGAUGAGCUCUCCCUUAUUGACCACAGUGAAAUUAUGGCUAGGUUAACACUGAAGCAAGAGGGAGAUGAUGGGCCAGAUGUCCGCGGUGGAUCUGGAGAUAUUUUGUUGGUGCAUGCAACAGAGACCGACAGGAAAGAUCUGGUGUUGUACUGUGAAGCUUUCCUGACUACAUACAGGACAUUUAUUACCCCUGAAGAGCUCAUCAAGAAGCUGCAGUACAGAUAUGAGAAGUUUUGCCACUUCCCAGACACGUUUAAGAAGCGAGUCAGUAAGAACACCUUCUUCGUGCUGGUGAGAGUGGUGGAUGAGCUGUGCUUAGUGGAGCUGACGGAGGAGAUUCUCAAGCUGCUGAUGGACCUGGUGUUCCGGCUGGUCUGCAAUGGGGAGCUGAGCCUCGCCAGAGUGCUGCGCAAAAACAUCCUGGACAAAGUGGAUCAGAAGAAGAUGCUGAGAUACGCCAACUCCAUCAAACCUCUCGCAGCCCGCGGGGUGGCAGCCAGGCCGGGCACCUUGCAUGAUUUCCACAGUCAUGAAAUAGCCGAGCAGCUGACACUCUUAGAUGCUGAACUCUUCUAUAAAAUCGAGAUACCAGAAGUUUUGCUUUGGGCAAAAGAGCAAAAUGAAGAGAAGAGCCCCAACCUGACGCAGUUCACAGAGCACUUUAAUAACAUGUCCUACUGGGUCCGUUCCAUAAUAAUGCUUCAAGAGAAAGCCCAAGACCGAGAGAGGCUGCUGCUUAAGUUCAUAAAGAUUAUGAAGCACUUACGAAAGCUGAAUAAUUUUAAUUCCUAUCUGGCCAUUCUUUCUGCACUGGAUUCUGCACCCAUCCGAAGGCUGGAGUGGCAGAAACAAACCUCAGAGGGCCUGGCUGAGUACUGCACACUGAUCGACAGCUCCUCGUCCUUCCGCGCCUACCGUGCAGCCCUGGCUGAUGUGGAGCCUCCCUGCAUCCCAUACCUAGGCCUAAUUCUGCAGGACCUGACCUUUGUUCAUCUGGGAAACCCAGACUACAUCGACAGCAAGGUGAACUUCUCCAAGCGCUGGCAGCAGUUUAACAUCCUGGACAGCAUGAGGUGCUUCCAACAGGUACAUUACGACAUCAAGAGAAACGACGACAUCGUGUCGUUCUUCAACGACUUCAGCGACCAUCUGGCGGAGGAGGCCCUGUGGGAACUGUCCCUCAAAAUCAAACCUCGGAACAUUACAAGGCGGAAAACAGACCGGGAAGAGAAAACUUAGGAGGAGGGUUUGUGCGAGCGAGGAGAAUUGCUCGGCAGACGCACAGAGGGCAGCUAUGAGACUGGAGUUCAGUAUUGGUACCUGUUACGGGGUGACACGGCCUCUCUCCGGGCCGGCGGCGACUUCGGGGCUGUGAGCGUUGGCGGAGCGGUGGCCGCCGCGCAGACAGCAGCGGGCAGAGAUCGGGCAGCGCUCGCCUCCCUCCUCCCCACGUCCCUCUGUGCCAUCGAGCAGCUCCCCACCCACGGAGAGAGCUCUGUGGAAGGCGGUCCCACGCAAGCGUGUUACUGAUGGUGUUUGGAAACACGCGGGCUUUUGUCUUCAUCCCGGACAGAGGAUGAGCAGAGCUUGGCGCCCACGGGCUCAUCUCCGCGGUGACGUCCAGCAGACAGAAGCUGAGGCUUCUCUCAGGCAGGUGGGGGUGGAGGAGCUCCGCUGCCUGCGGAGGGCCGGGUUUGUUUACAGGGGGCUGCGGUUUGCCCCGGGUCUCUCUCGCCUUCUCGCUGGGGUGAAGGCACCGUGAACGGAUACAGAAGAGGCAGUGAAUGGUGGGCGGGGAGCCGCCGUGUCCAGCCAUCGACCCCCCCUCCUCCUCUCAGAUCUCACUAUUUAAGCCACAGUGAUCCCUCCGACCCCUGGGAGCGUUGACUACCCGCGGUACGGCGCUCCCCUGCCCUGCGGGCCCGUAUCUCGUAGUGAUGGUACUAGCUUUUGCACAGUAAAUUGUGUAGUAUACGACUGUAAAUAUUAGUAUUUAGAAUCCAUUGGAGAUUUUUCUUUUUGAUGCAUGUCUGAAUACCGAUGGGUUUAUAGGAAAAAAAAGAGAAAAAAGUGCAAAACAUGACGUGUAUAAAACUCACAAGCAGUGACAGCAUCGUUCCGAGUGCUGGAAGGAAGGAGGCUGAGGGCUGCCCCGGGGCUGGAAGGAGCCCAGCACUCCUGGCCCCCUCCGUUCCUCUCCUCGUUGCCAAAUGGUUCUCAUCCCAAUGACCCGUGGUGCUGUGCUCUGUGACCGCGCUCAGAAGCCCCUUUAUGCCCCAUCCCAGCACCCCCCGCACCCCGUGCUCCCCUCCUGCUCCGUGUGCCUUACUCAGCCCCUCCAUCCCCGCUUCGUGUCCCCAUCCCCUCUCCCGGGCUGUCCCCUCCCUCCCUCCUGGCCCCAUUCGGUUGUUUACAGCGUGGGUCGUGGUUCUGAGCACGUGCUGUAGGUUUUCCCCCCUUGCAAGGCCUUCUGCAGAGCCGUGUCCCGCAGUCGCAGGUAUUGCAGAGCUCCAGCACAAUCCUGCAGCUCAGGGCCGUGGCUCACACGGGAUGUUUUGCAGAGCAUCCUCGCUUUACUUCUCCAUCGCAGGUCAAUGUUUGCCAAGCCUCUGUUUGUUCUGGGUGGAUCAGAGUGGCGAGCACUUCCUUCUGCAGAUUGCAAAGCCUUGCCCGGCUCCUGGCCGUGCCUGCAGCGGUGCGCCCGGCUCCGCUCAUGGGAUUGCACCCAACGUCAUCAUUUAUUUUCCCAGUGGCGCCGGGGCUGCAGGUGCAGGGCGUGAGGUGAGCACUGUGCCCUGUGCUGCACAGCCCACGGCAGCGGGAGCGGAGCCCUGGCUGUGCUGUGGCACAGAACACUUCAAAACCUUUUAUUUCUUUAUGGCACUGUGAGCAGCCCCGGGGCCGCACGCCGCGCCCGGCCAAAGCUUUGCAAUCCCCGAAGCGGGAAGUGAUUCUUUCCUUUUUCUUUGUAAAUAAGACUUAAAGAAAGCAACACGAUGAGAUGGAAAAGGCAAACGCAGCCCACACCCGGCGCAGAGCUCUGCUGGCCCUGAGCACAUCGCUGCUGUUGUGCUGCAGGAGUGUCAGUGCAGGGCAGCGCUAAGAUGGCCCCAUCGCUGCGGGUCUCUGUGUUCUGGGGAUGAGGGGAGCAGCAGUGCUGUGCCCAGGGCUCAGUGCAGAGGGAUGGGGUUGGGGGCGCCCGGCCCUCAGCUCACCUCUCCCCUGAGGGCAGCCCUGGGGGUCUCUGUUCCCCCGUGGGUGGGUAGGGGGGAAGCGAUGCGCGUUGCUAUGAGCGCCGUGCUGCUCCCCAGCCUCCCCCCAGCCUCAGCUGUUCGGCUGUAUUAUAUAUGUACCGCUAACCCGGUCCCAAUGGUGGCACCUUCCUGCAAACAUUUCAAACCUGUAACUUUUAUAUUAAAGACAAAUAAAUACCAGUAACAAACCUGCCUAACGAUCCUGUUUACAGUGCAUGCAGCAGUCUGUGGAUUAAAGUGACAAUCGAAUCCGCUCCUCAAA